Messenger RNA from Erigeron canadensis, 954 nucleotides. RefSeq lists its product as uncharacterized. Lineage: Eukaryota; Viridiplantae; Streptophyta; Magnoliopsida; Asterales; Asteraceae. The record is from RefSeq and is a predicted model, not a curated record. The transcript has a single exon. Bases 1 to 954 code for a protein of 317 amino acids.
AUGGAUAUAUCGGAUCAAAUAGGGAGAGCAUUAGAAAAAUAUACUCCUAUCUUGCUCAAGAGAUUGAAUCAAACCCUGGAAGGAGCGGUGAAUGAUCACAUUGCUCAAAUGAUUAAAGAAGAAGUUGCAAUCAAUGUGCAACGGGAAUUUGAGAAGCGUGAUGCCAAAGAUAAAGGCAAGAAAACUGAAGAUGAAAAGGAGGUGGAAGUUACAGGGGAAAGAACAUACAAGAAAAAGUUCACUUUUCGGGAUUUUGAGGUAUGUCACCCACCCGAGUAUCACGGUGAUCGGGAUCCUAUUGUUUGUACUCGGUGGAUCUCAGAAAUUGAAAGGGCAUUCCGUACUAGCCAAUGUCCCUCACAUUUGAAGGUGAUCUUUGCGGUUGGUAUGUUAAGGAAUAGUGGAAAGAGGUGGCGGGAUGGAUUGUUGGCUAUUAAGAAGAGGGCAAUAGAUGAUGUCGAGUGGCCCGAAUUUAAAAACAUGUUUUUCAAAGAAUUUCGGUCGGAGGCCGAGGUAACUAAAUUGAGGAGUGAAUUCCUCAAUGAUUGUCAAGGCAACAUGACCUUGAAUGAAUUCCGAGCUCAAUUCUUGGACAAGGCUCAAUUUUGUCCAGAAUUCCUUGAAAACGACCAGUUGCUCAAAGAGCAAUUUUACUUGAAGUUGAGGAAGAAUCUCCGGGAGAAAAUUUGUUUGCACCAAAUGGAGUCUUUCUCCAUGUUGGCGGAUGUGGCCCAGGAUCAUGAGAUUGAGAUGUCAAGAGUUGAUGAAGGUGUUUUGAAAAGAAGGUAUGAAGAUGUAAAUUCUCCAAGCAAGCGGCCUAGACAAGAAGGUAGUCCCGGGAACCACUCUAAUAAAAGAAAUGUCCCAUUUUGUCGCCAAUGCAAGAAGAAUCAUCCGGGGGUUUGUAGACCGGCGGACAAGGGUUGUUACACUUGUGGGAAGCCGGGAAUGUAG